This is a messenger RNA of Pteronotus mesoamericanus, 2377 nucleotides long. RefSeq names its product purinergic receptor P2X 1 (gene P2RX1). The transcript has 12 exons. Lineage: Eukaryota; Metazoa; Chordata; Mammalia; Chiroptera; Mormoopidae. Gene Ontology annotation, molecular function: ATP binding; purinergic nucleotide receptor activity; extracellularly ATP-gated monoatomic cation channel activity. Gene Ontology annotation, cellular component: nuclear inner membrane; plasma membrane. The coding region runs from base 1 to 1200 and encodes 399 amino acids. The record is from RefSeq and is a predicted model, not a curated record. Gene Ontology annotation, biological process: calcium ion transmembrane transport; response to ATP.
AUGGCGCGGCGGCUCCAGGACGAGCUGGCCGCCUUCUUCUUCGAGUACGACACUCCUCGAAUGGUACUCGUGCGCAACAAGAAGGUGGGCAUCAUCUUCCGCCUGAUCCAGCUGGUGGUUCUGGUCUACGUUGUUGGGUGGGUCUUUGUCUACGAGAAGGGCUACCAGACCUCAAGUGGCCUCAUCAGCAGCGUGUCUGUGAAACUCAAGGGUCUGGCUGUGACGCAUCUCCCAGGCCUGGGCCCCCAGAUCUGGGACGUGGCUGACUAUGUCUUCCCAGCCCAGGGGGACAGCUCCUUCGUGGUCAUGACCAAUUUCAUCGCGACCCUCAAUCAGGCCCAAGGCUACUGUGCAGAGCACCCAGAAGGGGGCGUGUGCAAGGAUGACAGCAGCUGCAUUCCCGGCAAGGCAGAAAGGAAGGCCCAAGGCAUCCGCACCGGCAAGUGUGUGGCUUUCAACAACACCGUGCGCACGUGUGAGAUCUUUGGCUGGUGCCCCGUGGAAGUGGAUGAUGACAUCCCACGCCCUGCCCUUCUCCGAGAGGCCGAGAACUUCACUCUCUUCAUCAAGAACAGCAUCAGCUUUCCACGCUUUGAGGUCAACAGGCGCAACCUGGUGGAGGAAGUGAAUGCCACCUACAUGAAGAAAUGUCUCUAUCACAAGACCUCACACCCGCUGUGCCCUGUCUUCAAUCUUGGCUAUGUGGCACAAGAGUCAGGACAGAGUUUCAGCGCCCUGGCCGAGGAGGGUGGGAUGAUAGGCAUUACCGUCGACUGGAAUUGUGACUUGGACUGGCACGUACGGCACUGCAAACCCGUCUAUGCGUUCCACGGGCUGUAUCAGGAGAAGAACCUGUCUCAAGGCUUCAACUUCAGGUUUGCCAGGUAUUUCGUGGACAAUGGCACCGACCGCCGGCACCUCUUCAAGGUGUUUGGGAUUCGCUUUGACAUCCUCGUGGAUGGCAAGGCUGGGAAGUUUGACAUCAUCCCCACAAUGACUACCAUUGGCUCUGGGAUCGGCAUCUUCGGGGUGGCCACCGUUCUCUGUGACCUGCUGCUGCUCCACAUCCUGCCCAAGAGGCACUACUAUAAGCAGAAGAAGUUCAAGUAUGCAGAGGACAUGGGGCCAGAGGCGGGUGAGCGUGACCCUGCGGCCACCAGCUCCACCCUGGUCCUGCAGGAGAACAUGAAGACGUCCUGACCCUCAGCCCGUGACUCCUGAUUGGACGCAGCUUCAGGUGGGGGCCCUGGUGUGGUCCCAGCCAGGGUAGAGGGGUCUCCUUGGCAGCUCUCCUGCCCUCUCGGCCAGGCAGACACCUCUUUGCUGGCAGCUCAGGGUGGACACGGGGAGAGACUUGCGCAAUUCUGAGCUUUGGCUCCAACUCUGCACCCCGCCAAGAGAGCCUCACCCCAGCCUCAGACUCUCCUGGUGCGGAGGUGCUGAUGCUGGGUGAGGCCCCUCCCACACCCCCCCUCCCCGAACUGGAGCUUUGUGCUUCUCCCUCUGGGCCCUCGGCCCUCCCACAGCCUCUUGUCUCUAGACCUGUGCUCUCCCUUAGGACAGCCACUAGCCACAGGUGACUAUUUAAAUUUAAAUUAAUUAAAAUGGAAUAAAAUAAAAACUUCAGUUCCUCAAACUAGCCAUAUUUAACCGCUAAGUAGACACAUGUGGCUGGUGGCUGCCAUAUUAGACAGCACAGAACAUUUCCAGGGCCGCAGAAAGUUCUGUUGGAAAGCUCGGCUUGAGCCCUGUUUCCUGCUGGCUUCAGGUUUCCCUGGGGAGCUUGUCUACUGUGCAGGCCCCUGGGGCCACCCCGAACCCCCUGAACCAGAAUCUCCAAGGCUGGCCACAUGAUUUGCAAGGACAGCAAACUUGCCAGGCCAUUUCAAGGACCUGUGUUUAAAAUGCCUCUGAUCAGGUGUCAGACUUAGCCUGGGCCUGCAUCCCCUGGCAGGUACUGGUAGUGAGCAGGUGUGUGUCGUGCUCACAAGCCACACAGUGUUUUGUGCACACACCCUCACGUGCACGCUCCGCUGAUUGCACAUCCCCCUUCUAUUCACACGAUGUAUUUGAACAGCUUGGGUCCUGUAAACACAACCAUCUGAACACACCUACACCCCAAGUGCAGACACCAGGUCCAUGCCAUGCCAACUCCUUGAGAAAUGCUUCCCCCUAAGCGCGUCAGGCCAGGACAGCUCCUUCAGCCAUGAAUCCUUACUCAGCUACCUCUGCUCAGGCGGGAGCCUUGGCCAAACCCUGGGCUCUGUGCCUGUGGCCCAGCCCCAGUCCCCAAGGCCUGCCCAGCUCUGUCUGAACACAAGGUCUGGGGAAAGUGAGGGGUGGAGUACAAUACAAGGAAUGAGGACAAACCUCCGCC